Cyanidioschyzon merolae strain 10D is the source of this 1593-nucleotide messenger RNA. Its product is annotated as similar to hedgehog protein. Gene Ontology annotation, molecular function: patched binding; calcium ion binding. Lineage: Eukaryota; Rhodophyta; Bangiophyceae; Cyanidiales; Cyanidiaceae. The record is from RefSeq and is a predicted model, not a curated record. The transcript has a single exon. Bases 1 to 1593 code for a protein of 530 amino acids. Gene Ontology annotation, biological process: regulation of gene expression; smoothened signaling pathway; cell-cell signaling.
AUGCGACUCGCCAUGAAAUCCCUUACGACGCUGGUAUUCGUCGUAGAGAUCGUUGUUUGCCUCAGUGUAUGGUCUGGGUUAGCCCUUCCGGUUUAUCGUAGUGACCGCCCCCAGCUGGUGUUCGCAAAGCCGCCGCAGCAGCAGCAGCAGCAGCAGCAGCAGCAACUCGCCGCCGGGGUGCGUCUCGAACGGGCACCGCUGCACCCUCUCGACCAGAGGGUUGUUCAAGAGGUUUCCGGUGCGCCGCUGGGACAGCCUUCACUGCGUACAAGCGGCACGAGUUGUACGAGCGGUGCAGGUGUGGAGGUUUCCUGGACAUGGUUCAACCAGACCAGCGGUAUCGUUGUAUGGCAGUUCUACAAUCCGACUUCGAGUGAACGGGCAGUUGUUCUGAACCGCGGGGCGAAAGGCAACAAUAGUAUCAUUGAAUCGUACACCUUCGGCGGCGCCUAUACAUUCGCGUACCUCGGGAACGGGCUCGCCACGCUGGCCCCGGGGCCGUAUCCGACGCUGGAAGCAUCACCGAGCGUGUUGCCGGUCGCCAUUAUAGAUAAGAGCGAUCCGGAUAUUGGCUUUCUCUUCACUAUUCGUGCGGGUGGCACGGUAAGCGUCGAAGAGGGUGGCUUCGUGAACUUGGAACCGUUCUGUGACAGUGUACCUGACGUCUCGUUCGCGGAGAACGCCGACGUCAACAUCACUUAUGCAAAGAGUGUUAUGUGUGAAGAAUACUAUUUUCAGGAAGGUAGUUCGAAUGUUACGUGUUCUUCGAAUCCUUUGGUGACGACUUGGCCUAUUUAUCAAGUGGCAAACGGUUCCGUGACGGGACAGAAUUACAUUAUCAUGGACUCUAAUACACAGAUCGAGUUUUUGAACGUAUCAAACUCACAGGGUGGUUCAUCGUCGGGAUUCUCCUGCUUCCCGGGCGAUGCAACCGUCACACUGUCCGAUGGACAAGUCAAGCCCAUUCACCAACUCAAGAAAGGCGAUUGGAUCUAUACGCUUUCGUACGACGCCAAGGAUCGCAAGUGGUCCCGUGUUUCGACGAGAUUUCUCGGAUUCCUCGAUCACAAACCUGCAGAGCGGACUGAAUUCCUUCGGAUUACGCUGCACGGGACGGAUAGCGUUCUAGAGAUUACACCGGAUCACUUGUUGCCGGUAGUCGCAGCCGGUCCGUCCCCUGGUGAGCAACGUGAGCGCUAUAUGCCCGCUCGGCUGGUUGUGCCUGGCGCAUUCCUCUUUCUGGAGACCGGUGAGCUUGCCCACGUACGCAGCAUGACAUGGGUGCAACGGACGGGUGCCUUUGGACCGCUCACCGAGGCGGGAACCCUCCUAGUCGACGGGGUCCUCGUCUCGUGCUAUGCGCACACAGGGAGUCAUGAAGCUGCGCAUAUGAGUAUGUGGCCGUUGCGCGUUGGAUCCCGUCUAUCUCGCUGGCUGAACCCGGUGCAUGCCCGUGUCCCAGGGAGCGCUUGCGCAAGUACUGGUAUGCAUCCGUAUGCGCGUGUGCUGCUCGCUCUUCAGUACAUGCUACGCAUGUUCGAGCAUCCGAGAAGCAAACAAUACCUCCAUAAGCAUCAGCAUAUUUGGCUGUGA